AUGUCCUUCCCCUGGUCGUACUCCAUUCUUGGCCUUGUUCCUGGCCUGAUCCUCACUGUCACUGUCGCCCUGGUAGUCCUAUACACAUCCCUGACAAUAUGGCGUCUCUGUCUACGGUAUCCUGAGCUCCGAGACAUCUGCGACAUUGGUCAAUUAUUAUUCUGGGACUCUAAGUGGGCUUGGUAUGCGACAGCAUUUUUGUUCUUGUUGAAUAAUACUUUCAUCCAGGGGCUGCAUUGUUUGGUGGGAGCUGAAUAUCUCAAUACCAUGUCAAACCACGCAAUUUGCACCAUUGCAUUCUCAUUUAUCACUGCAAUGAUCUCUUUCAUGGGUUCUUUACCUCGAACAUUCCGUGCCUUGGCUCAUUUGGGAACUUUCUCCGCCUUUUUCACCUUCAUCUCGAUUGUACUUGUGGUUAUCUUUUCAAAAAUUGAAGACCAUCCAUACGGUUGGUCCGAUAAAAGCGGAGAUCCAAUAGUGCUUGCUGUUCCUGCUGAGGGCACAACAUUUGUCACUGGGCUGAGCGCAUUUUUGAAUAUAAGUUUCACCUUCAUUGGCCAAAUAACCUUACCUAGUCUUAUUGCGGAGAUGGCAGAGCCACGAGAUUUUUGGAAAUCCGUUACCGUUGUGACAACUGCAGAGAUUAUUCUGUUCACUAUUGUAGGCGCAGUCGUCUACGCUUUCAUCGGAGGGCAAUAUAUCAGCUCUAUGGCCAUUGCUUCACUUGGAAAUGAGCUCUACAUGAAGAUAUCAUUUUCCUUCAUGGUGCCAACACUAAUCUUUCUAGGGAUUCUUUAUGCUUCAGUAUCGGCCCGUUUUAUCUUCUUUCAUUUAUUUUCAGCGACUCGCCACGUGGGCAACCAUACCAUAGCUGGUUGGGCAUCGUGGGCUGGAAUCUUGUUCGUUCUCUGGAUUUUGGCUUGGGUCAUCGCAGAGGUGAUUCCGUUCUUCUCUGACCUUUUAUCAAUCAUGGGUGCCGUGUUUGGUUCCUUCUUCGGUUUCAUUUUCUGGGGAAUGGCCAAUCUACAUAUGCGCAAAGUCGACCACGGCUCGAUUAUCUACAACAAGAUGGGAUUGCUUGGCUGGAUAGAUCUGCUUUUCAACAUCGCUAUUAUCAUCAUUGGACUGUUCUUUCUAGGUCCAGGAACAUAUGUCUCCGUCGCGUCUGUCCUCGAGAGCUAUUGGGGUGGUACUGUGGGUAGUGCUUUUAUUUGCGCCAGUAAUGGACUCAGGUCUUGA
Molecule: messenger RNA, 1239 nt
Organism: Penicillium macrosclerotiorum
Lineage: Eukaryota; Fungi; Ascomycota; Eurotiomycetes; Eurotiales; Aspergillaceae
Exons: 3
Coding region: 1-1239 (412 amino acids)
Biological process (GO): amino acid transmembrane transport
Cellular component (GO): vacuolar membrane
Molecular function (GO): amino acid transmembrane transporter activity
Source: RefSeq, a predicted model, not a curated record